Messenger RNA from Rhinocladiella mackenziei CBS 650.93, 5226 nucleotides. RefSeq lists its product as uncharacterized. NCBI's taxonomy places the organism in Eukaryota, Fungi, Ascomycota, Eurotiomycetes, Chaetothyriales, Herpotrichiellaceae. The record is from RefSeq and is a predicted model, not a curated record. The coding region runs from base 1 to 5226 and encodes 1741 amino acids. The transcript has a single exon.
AUGACACAUGCAUUUCUACAGUCUGAGUUGACCAGCCUAAUAUCAGACUCAAAACGAAGAUACAAUCAUGUGCGCACGGCUGCCGAGCAGUCGCUUGCCGACCUCAAAGCCAUAUCGGUAACAUCAGAGACGCAAUUGGCCGCAGAUCUUUUUCGCCGACCUCAGUUUGUUGACCCGUUGGUCCUCGCCUGCAAAUCUAAAAAUGUUAAGCUGGCAUGCACCGGAACUAUUUGCCUGCAGCGAUUGACGGCCAGCAAGGCGGUCGCUCGAGCGAGGUUACCUGAUGUUCUAGACGCCUUCCAUGAUGGCAUAGCUUCCGGAUAUGAGCCUCAGCUAAAGAUCCUCCAAACUCUACCCUCGCUACUUCAGCUCUAUGCGAGCGAUUUGUCCGGCAAUCUUCUGGCGAGAACGUUAGAGAUAUGUGCAACCCUCCAAUCCAGCAGGACUGCCAUCGUGAGUAACACAGCUUCCGCAACGUUUCAGCAACUUGUUUCUACCGUUUUCGACGAAGCUGGAAAGGGAGAGAAGGUCCGCGUUUCGAGUGACGGAGAAACAAAACAGUACGACAAAGAUCAAGAGUACCAGGAGGCGUCGCUGGAAGACGCUCUUCGACUCUUCGACGAUCUCUGUCUCCUUCUGGACCAACAGCAGCCCAAGUUCUUGAAAGUGGAGAAUCUCCCAUCUGGAUUUCUUCUUGAAACACUGCAGCUGAUCAUGUCAACUCAUGGCUCGUUCAUCAUAUCCCAUGCCAACCACGUGCGAGCAUGCGGGGACCACCUUAUGCGAGGUCUGUCGCGUAUCCUGUCCAGAAAAGACGCCUUUGGCAUGCUCGUCCGCGCCUUGUCUAUCCUGCUCUUGAUCAUGCAAGGCUUUGCCGAUGAGCUUCAGGACCAGCUCAUCCAAGUUAUUCCCUCGCUUGUCAAUGCUUUAGAAAAAGACGGAAAUCCGAUGUGGAAACGAACGCUUUGCCUUGAAUUCUUCCGUAACGUCUGCUCGGACUUUGGCGUCAUGCGCAAACUGUUCGAAUUGUUCGAUGAUCGCGAAGAUUCCGAAAAUUUAAUUGGACCAUUGUUGUCUGCAUUGGUUCGCAUUGCAGCAGAAGAUCCCUCGCUCAUUGGAUUGGGCCGUCAAUCCACCAUCCCUGUCCAGCGGGUGAACGACAUCAAAAGUGAAGAGGCGGCAUCCAUUGAAGCGCAAGGUCUUGGUGGCGCCAUAACAUCGGUACCUUCGGGGGAUGCCGGUAUUACCGGCAUCAGUCUGGAAUGGAGCGUUAUCCAUACGCCGCUCAUGGAACAGGGCGAAAAACAGGUUCCGCCGGCAAUCCCGAGUACUUACAUUUAUACCCAGGCUUUAGGGUGCAUUGCAUCUUUCUGUGACGGUCUGUCGAAAUUCAUCAUGCCCCUCAGCGUUCCCAGUCGCCCUUCACGAGAGUCGCUAGAUAGCGGCGGGAGAGAUAGCCCAGGCCCUGAACCUGCCAACGAUGAGAUCAUUCGCAGACAGACCCGGCCAUCUACUUCGGCUCAAAAAUACCAACGUCUUAUAAACCCGUUGACACUGACUAAACAUCCGCUACAUCCCCAGAUCCGGAUUUGUGCCACCAUGAUUGAGACUUGCUGGCCCGCUGCUCUUGCGACGUGCUCGACAUUUCUCAACUCGGCCUUGGACUCUGAAUUUUACCACAUCUUGAUCCGAUCUGUUCAGAAGCUGGCUCAGGUCUCUGGAGUCUUGGAGCUGUCCACCCCGAGAGAUGCCCUGCUCACUACUUUGGCUAAGGCGUCGAUCCCAACAAACGCCAACAGUGUCAUAUCAACUUAUCACAAUUCAAACACAAAUCGAGUGGUUAGUUCUGAACAUGAUAAUCCUCAUGACAGGAUCAAAUCCCCCACCGAACCGCCUCCGACUCCGACGUUUCCAACCACCGGUCCCGCUCUGAAUGUCCGGCAUUUGCUUUGCCUGCGAGCCUUAUUGAAUCUCGGGAUUGCCCUGGGACCGACGCUGGAGCAGGAUGCCUGGUUCAUUCUCAUCGAGACCAUGCAAAUAGUUGAGGCCCUGAUCGCCAUACCUACCACCAUGUCGGCGAGUUCACAGACGGACAGCCCGAGGGUUGGAGUGUCAUCCCAAGACGGUCAAAAUACCCUUGCCGGUGAGAUAGCCGCCGUACAAGCAGCGACGAAAAGGAUGCUCGACAGCACACGGAGCUACAGUGCCGAGUCUUUUGCCGUGGUUGUGCAGGCACUCCUUCGACUUCUGGGUCGGACUGGUGCCGAAGACGCUGCGCAGUUGAUACCAGACAAUACUGGUUCUCCAGUUUCCCCGACAAGGCUAGCACCUACAAGUCCAGCACAUCAUUCCUCUCGAAGUAUAUCCGGUCUGUGGACCAAGUCAAAAUCAUUGGACCUCGAGAUUGGAUUCGUUUUGAACAAAAUCAGCGAAUUGUCCCGCAUUAACAUCCACCGUUUCGCAUCCACUACAGAGCUGUCUUGCUCAUGGAACUUGAUCGGGUCGCGAUUAUUGCGUCUUUCACAAGACCCCGUUAUUUCUGGCAGUCACCGCAUACAGUCAGCGAGCAUCCUGGAUUUGAUCUCCAUGGACACGGUGAAACUCCUUGAUGAUUCACGUUUCGAAACUGAGGAGGCCGAUCAAAUUCGAUCUCGAUGUCUAGAGUCGUUAUUGAAGCAGUUAACCUCCCUUGGUCAGACUCGGCUCGAAAAGCAGGAAGGAAUAGAGCUGGAAGUUCACAAAAGGCUGCUUGAAGCUUUAGAAAGCAUGCUGAGCCACAGCGGAGAGUCACUGAACAACAGUUGGCCGAUAGCUCUGGAGAUUUUGUCAUUGUCCUAUUCAAAAGGGGGACAGGGUCAACCCCAAACGAGCAACGCCUCGAUAGAUCAAGCAGAAAGAAACGAACAGCAUGCCCAGAUCUUACGAGUUGCAUUCCGGUCGAUUCAGCUGAUUACUUCCGACUUCUUAAGCGUUCUGACCGUUGUCUCGCUGGCUAGGUUGGCCCAAUUACUCCGCCAGUUCAGCUCUCAGGACUACGACUUAAACGUGGCACUUACGAGCACCACUCUUCUUUGGAGUCUCGCAUCCCAGGUCCUGACCAGAAUUGAGAUGGUCGACCUAACAAGGAUACCAUCUCUGGACACGUCACUGGACGAACUUGAUUCCUCGGCGACAGCUGCUCUCUGGAGUGUGAUCCUGCUGCAGUUGAUUCAACUCUGCAAAGACGAACGGCCUGAUGUCCGCAAUGCAGCCAUCAGAGUCCUUCUCAAGAUGUUUGAGGCAUCGAGCGAAAGUCUGAGUCCAAGUACCUGGGCCAUUACUCUCGUCGUCGGGCCUUUAAGCGCCAUACGGUUUUCCGUUGAACAAUACACUUCAGGAGAGACCGAUCAGUCCGCCUGGCUGGUCUCAGCCGCUCAGCUGACAGACGGCAUCAUGCAGCUCAUCACGCAAAACCUGAAGGUGAUUGCCGCGCACGAUGGCUUUAAGAAUACUUGGCGCCAUAUUAUGGAAGUCUUUGAAGGUGUAUUGAGCACGACGUCCCUCUCGGCCUCCUCUUUGGCUUUCUCGAAUUUGUCCAGGAUAUUGGCAGCCCUCCCAGCCUUGGGGCAAGUUGACGCAGAGUUGAUUGUCCCUGCACUGCGCAUAUGGGCAUCGUACCACCCCGCCGGAAUUCGGAAAGAAUCGCAAUCCAGCGAAAGGCGAAGUGAAGAAGUCCCUAAUCAACCGGCGUUCACAUCGCACGCCCAUGUACUUGUUGAGGCGUACAACGCCAGUCCCACAGCCCUAACGAGCUACCAACUUGGCGAACGUAGAAUAGUGCCCUUGAUGAUGGACUCUCUCGAACGAGCAGUACUUUUUUGCUCACACCCGCCCUACACCAGCGACGUGAAAAGCUUGUCACCGGAGCAGAAGGAGGUCUUUAAUUGCCUGCGGAUAUUGAAAACCCUUCUUCGAGACUCUGUGGCAGAAUAUUCACGGUAUCUGCUCCAGCUGUUGAAGAACUCUCUGGGUAUUCAAGAGGGAAAAAUUGGGUCUCGAUCGAAGAGAUCAGCCAUUUUCAAGUCCGUGCAGAAACCCACAUUCGUCGCCUUUGCAUCAGCGUGUCUAGACGAUCUCCGUAACUUGGCAUUGGAGCACGCAAACAGUAACAACGUUACGGAAACUCUGGCAGUGCCCGAGUCUCUUACCGUUCUGUCAUCGCUAAUCAGGACCAAAUACACAGAGAUUCCCACGAAUCACCAAGCACCUCUAUGGCGAAAUGCAACAGCGACGGCCGUGGUGAUGUUGGAGGUGCUGCAGCACCAUGUACACCAAAACAAGCCAGCAAAGGAUUCGCGCAAUGUCGGCGGCAUCGCAGCUCCCGCCAUUUCCCUUGCAUUCAGUAUUUUAGGAUAUGGUGGAUUAUCAAAUCCACCAGCAAAGCAGACAGAAGAGGCACUGGUGGAAGAUGAAACAUUUGACAUUGAACACUUCCAAUUGCUCCACAAAGCGGUGAUUUCAGUCUUCCAGCAUGCCGCAAUAAAGGAGGACGAUUGCAGGCAAUAUGCGAUUACCCUGUUCAACGCGUCGCUUCUCGCUAAACCAUGGUACUACGACAUCCCAGACGACCUAGCAAAGGAACCACUCAAAGGUAUAAUGGAAGUCAGACAAGGCAGUGUUCACCAGCCAAUAUUCGCGGUCAGAACAAGGAUAUGUUACACGGCAUUGGACGCGUUAUUUGGACUCGUUCAACAGCCAGGUCAACCAGACGAAAAUUCUGAUGGAGUGAAGCCUAUAUCUCACAAGUGGGCGUGGGCUGCCUGUCCAUACCUGAUCUUGCGCGUUGUACAUCCUCUGAAGACUUUCCUUGCGGACCAGCGUCUGCGUGGACUGACUCCUCCGCCAAUGCCGCAGCAAGUCGAGCUUCAAAGGGUACUCCACGAGUUCGUUGAUUUACACAGCGACGCCGUGGCGCUGAAGCGACUAACCAGCUCGAUCCGCAAUCACAGCCACGAGCAGACAAGAAAUGGUAGCUCGGAGGUUCCUAACCCCGGAACAGACGGGAAAGAACAUCUCCGUGCGCUGUACCUAUUGAAUCUCCGCAUGCAGAAAUUCUGGCGUGGGUUGCCUAGGUUGAAAGGAGAGGGAGCAUGGCAGACAGAUGAGCCGGGCAGGGGGAUCGAGGAGGCUUUGGAACGGUGGAGUGCGAGUGUUGGGGAAGGCUGGGGAUUCGGAGACACAGCAUAA